AUGUCUUCAUCGCUGGAGAUGCCAGCUACACACAUUCUCCUAAGGCUGCUCAAGAAGCUCAAUCUCGCCAUCAGAGGCUUAGGAAAACCGGAGCUACUAUCGACCUACGAGCACGAACGCCGCAAGAUUGCAAAGGACCUUAUCGAUUUCGACUACGAACAUGCCGACGCUUUCCACGACGGCGACCCAGCAGCCCUGGCACAAAAAUACCUCAAGAACGUCCGCUUCAUCUCUGGAGUCGGUGCUGAAUACCAAGCCAAUCUACUGAACCAAGCACCUUCCGCACAGACUAUACUGCAGCCUGGCUCUCUUCUGACGCCAGCGAGGGUGACGAGAUACAUCGAUGCCAAUCCAGUAGACAUCCAACUUGACGUCCCCAUGCUCGGUCAGUUCCGAAUCUAUUUCUUGUGUCCGGACCUUGUCAAAGCACGACCGUUCCUCCAGACCGUGUGCGCGUCCAUCUUAGCCACACUGGCUGCAGAUCCUCAGGCUGAACUAUCGUACCUCAAGAAACCCAGAUGUUCAAGCGAGAUGGAGCGUUACGUCAGAUCUGAUCGUUACCUUGCCGCCAGCCAGCUCAUCACGCCAGCGAUCGUCACCGCCUCGCCAAAGGAUCGAUUUGAGAUCAGUGAUUUGCCGUCUCUAUUGAAGAAUAGUAGGUGGACUGUCUGUCUUGACGACGUACCAGAGCAAAGUACGAAUGGCAAGCAUUGCUUGGAGAAGUGGAUUGGGGACAUGGCCGAUUCCGAAGUGGCCAUUAUCAAUGUCAGGCCUGAUGGCUAUGUUGGUAGCAUCGGACGCUGGAAUCCUGAUGCUCAGGCGGAUGCUGCUGAGCAUGCGGCGUCGUGGGUGUCAGAGUACUAUACUUCGUUUCUGAACAUUUAG
Fulvia fulva is the source of this 885-nucleotide messenger RNA. RefSeq names its product 3-hydroxybenzoate 4-monooxygenase. Lineage: Eukaryota; Fungi; Ascomycota; Dothideomycetes; Mycosphaerellales; Mycosphaerellaceae. The coding region runs from base 1 to 885 and encodes 294 amino acids. The transcript has 3 exons. The record is from RefSeq and is a predicted model, not a curated record.